This is a messenger RNA of Musa acuminata AAA Group (dessert banana), 3393 nucleotides long. RefSeq names its product DNA gyrase subunit A, chloroplastic/mitochondrial. The coding region runs from base 246 to 3071 and encodes 941 amino acids. The transcript is spliced from 27 exons. NCBI's taxonomy places the organism in Eukaryota, Viridiplantae, Streptophyta, Magnoliopsida, Zingiberales, Musaceae. Gene Ontology annotation, biological process: DNA topological change. The record is from RefSeq and is a predicted model, not a curated record. Gene Ontology annotation, cellular component: cytoplasm; DNA topoisomerase type II (double strand cut, ATP-hydrolyzing) complex; chromosome. Gene Ontology annotation, molecular function: ATP binding; DNA topoisomerase type II (double strand cut, ATP-hydrolyzing) activity; DNA binding.
CCAAAUAAAACCCUAGCGAUACGUGUCGAUACGUGUCUCAAUCUCUCUCUCUCUUUCCCGCUCUCGUUUAAGAAAUCCCGCCGCGUCCGAGACACACAAGGUGGACACUUCAGUCUACUGGUUUCCCCGUUUCCUGUUCUUAAUCCAAAUUUACCCACACUGCCGUAUAAAAGGGAGCCAGGAACGAAGAGCUUAGGGUUUCACUUCGAUCCUCUACCCUGCGUGCUCGCUUUUCUCCUGGUGGAAUGGGCCUUUCCACCGUGCUCCGCCUUAUCUCCUCCUCCGUCUCCCUUCCCCGCUCCCGGCCCUUCAUCUUCUUCCCCUGUCUCUCCACGUUGCUCCCGUCCUCCCGCCGCGGCUUUGUUGAUCUCCGCCCUCUUUCCACCGCCUCCCGCAGCUCCGCCCUGCCGCUGAGGUCGAAGCGGAGGGACGGAGAAGAGGAGGCUCCCGGAGCAGCGAGGGAGGGGAAGGCGGGGGACGGUGGAGGUGGCGAGGGCAGCAAUGGUGGGUUGAUGGUGAAGGAGCGGAGCGGUGGGCCCCCGGAGGGGAGGAUCCUUCCUGUGGAACUCCACGAGGAGGCCAAGGAGGCGUAUAUGGCUUAUGCUAUGUCGGUGCUGGUCGGACGCGCCUUGCCAGAUGUCCGGGAUGGGUUGAAGCCGGUGCACCGGAGGAUAUUGUAUGCAAUGUAUGAACUGGGCCUUUCAUCCCGAAAACCUUUUAAAAAAUGUGCUAGAAUUGUUGGGGAGGUUUUAGGUAAGUUUCAUCCUCAUGGUGAUACAGCUGUUUAUGAUUCAUUAGUCCGAAUGGCACAGGACUUUUCCCUGCGGUACCCUCUCGUCAAUGGACAUGGUAAUUUUGGAUCAAUUGAUGCUGAUCCUCCUGCCGCAAUGCGGUAUACAGAGUGCAGAUUGGAAGCAGUUACUGAAGCCAUGCUCUUAACUGAUUUGGAACUGAAUACUGUUGACUUUGUACCCAAUUUUGAUGACUCACAAAAAGAGCCAUCUCUUUUGCCUGCUCGUAUCCCAAAUUUACUAUUAAAUGGAUCUUCAGGAAUUGCGGUUGGAAUGGCAACAAAUAUACCUCCUCACAACCUUGGGGAGCUUGUGGAUGCUCUUUCUGUUUUGAUCCAUAAUCCUGAAGCUACACUCCAAGAGUUGCUGGAGUACAUGCCUGGUCCUGACUUUCCAACUGGAGGCAUAAUCAUGGGAAAUUCUGGGAUCUUGGAUGCGUAUCGGAGUGGGCGAGGCCGCAUAAUAGUGAGAGGGAAGACUGAUGUGGAAUAUCUUGAUGAGAAAACCAAACGCAGUUCCAUAAUAAUCAAGGAGAUUCCUUACCAGACCAAUAAAUCUGCCCUUGUGGAGAAAAUCGCCGAACUUGUGGAAGAUAAGACUUUAGAUGGCAUAAGUGAUAUUCGUGAUGAAAGCGACCGAUCUGGAAUGCGUAUUGUAAUAGAGCUGAAAAGGGGGUCAGAUCCAUCUAUUGUUCUCAACAACCUUUAUCGUCUUACUGCUCUCCAGUCUAGCUUUAGCUGCAACAUGGUUGGCAUUCUCGAUGGGCAGCCAAAGCUAAUGGGUUUAAAGGAACUGCUUCAGGUGUUUCUUGAUUUUAGGUGUUCUGUCAUUGAAAGACGUGCAAGAUUUAAGCUUUCUCAAGCUCUAGAGCGCCAACAUAUCGUAGAGGGCAUCAUUGUAGGUCUUGAUAACUUGGAUGCUAUUAUCAAUAUAAUUAGGGAAACAUCUGGUAACAGAGUGGCCACAGCUGCUUUAGUAAAAGAGUUUGGUUUAUCUGAAAAGCAAGCUGAAGCUUUGUUGGACAUAACCUUGAGAAAACUUACUUUUCUUGAGAGAAAAAGAUUUGUAGAUGAAGCUGAAUCCUUGUCUGGACAAAUUUCUAAGCUAAAUGAACUCUUGUCUAGUACGAAGCUGAUGUUCCAGCUUAUAGAGCAAGAAGCAAUUGAGUUAAAGAAUAGAUUUGGAACCCCAAGGUGUACAUUGUUGGAAGAUGGAGGGUGUGGUCAACUUGAGGAUAUCGAUGUUAUUCCGAAUGAGGAAAUGCUUUUGACACUAAGCGAGAAAGGUUAUGUCAAGCGGAUGAAACCAAAUACCUUUAACUUGCAACAUCGGGGAACUAUUGGAAAAUCUGUUGGAAAGAUGCGAGUUAAUGACUCAAUGUCCGAGUUCAUUGUCUGCCAUACGCAUGACCACAUUCUUUACUUCAGUGAUCAAGGGAUAGUUUACUCUGCUCGUGCAUAUCGAAUACCAGAAUGUUCUAGGACUGCUGCUGGCAUUCCACUGGUCCAGCUGCUAUCAUUGUCUGAGGGGGAGAGGAUAACCUCAAUUAUUCCUGUCAGCGAAUUUGCUGAGGAUCAAUACCUAAUAAUGUUGACAGUGAAUGGGUACAUCAAGAAAGUUUCUUUAAAUGCUUUUUCAGCAAUUAGAGCACCUGGAAUCAUUGCAAUUCAGCUGGUCCCUGGUGAUGAGCUGAAAUGGGUCCGCCGCUGUGCUGAUGAUGACCUUGUUGCUAUAGCUUCCCAGAAUGGAAUGGUCAUUGUGAAUUAUUGUAACAAGCUCCGUGCACUUGGAAGGAGAACAAAGGGUGUGAUAUCGAUGAAAUUAAAACGAAGGGACAAAAUGGCUUCCAUGGAUAUUAUACCUGCACCUAUGCAGAAAGACUUGCAGAAAUUGUCAGAAAGCUUGAGUGGCAGAGGUAAAGAUAUUGGACCUCCAUGGCUGCUAUUUGUAUCUGAAAGUGGUCACGGGAAGCGUGUACCUUUAAGUGCAUUCAGAUUAUCAAGCUUCAGAAGAGUGGGCUUGAUUGGUUGCAAGCUUCUACCAGAUUAUCGUCUUGCGGCUGUAUUUGUGGUUGGAUUUUCUUUGUCAGAAGGUGGUGAAAGUGAUGAGCAAGUAGUUCUAGUUAGCCAAAGUGGGACAGUAAACAGAAUCAAAGUUUGUGACAUAUCCAUCCAGUCACGCAGUGGCAGGGGAGUUCUCUUAAUGAGGUUGGAUUAUGCUGGAAAAAUCCAGUCUGCAUCUUUGAUUUCUGCUUCGGUAAAUGAAGUCAACGGUGAUUAGAGCUCAGAGCAUGGUAAUCGAGGCAGAACAUACUGAGGUAUACAGUUUUGGUGUCACUUAUUAAUCCUGUGGUACGAUCUUAUUAGUUAAGUGGUCAAUACAUUGUAAGUUUACUGUAUGCGACAACCACUAUGACGACUAGGAAGUUUAUAGAACUGAAAGGAAGCAUUUUGAAGGUAGCAAACAUUUUGAAGCGUUCACUGUUUGCGACCUUUAAGAUCAUUCAAAACUGACGUCUUUUGAUUUCUUUAAGAUCCUGAUAAAACAUUGUCUUAUCUCAGUAUCAGAAUGAUCAGUUUGGAGGAUCAAACAUUUUCUUUAA